Messenger RNA from Phytophthora sojae, 1104 nucleotides. RefSeq lists its product as hypothetical. The transcript has 3 exons. Bases 1 to 1104 code for a protein of 367 amino acids. Gene Ontology annotation, biological process: calcium ion import across plasma membrane. Gene Ontology annotation, cellular component: membrane. Gene Ontology annotation, molecular function: monoatomic ion channel activity. NCBI's taxonomy places the organism in Eukaryota, Oomycota, Peronosporomycetes, Peronosporales, Peronosporaceae. The record is from RefSeq and is a predicted model, not a curated record.
AUGUCAGCAUCGUUGUCUCCAAAGCAGAAGUACAAGAAAAUCAAGGUGGACAACAUUCAUCGUAGUACAAGACCCCCGCUGAGAAGCAAGGUGCUCGAAACUGAACUGCAGCAGGAAUACUACUCCGGGUACUACGAAGGUGAACCCGUCGAGUUCUUCAAGGAGUGGCGCUCCAACUCCACGCAGACUCGCGAUCUCAUCCUGCUCUGCGUGAACCUCAUGCAGGCACUGCUAGUGUCGUCGUACUUCAGCGUGCUCAUCUUCACGUUCGCGCGGAUGUUUAAGGUCGUUGCGCGCUUCCUGUUCCAGUACCUGCUGCUGCUCCUGGGCUUUUCCGGGGGACUCUUCCUGCUCUACCACGGGGCAGGGCCCUACACGGACUUCUUCAGCGCCAUGCGGAUCGUCUUCCUCACCACCUUCGGCGAGCUCAACUACGGCGACAUCUACAGCUUCGACGACAGCGUCCUGGCGUUCCUGCUGCUGACCGCGUACGUCAUCGUGAUGAUCGUCGUGGCCAUGAACCUGCUGGUCGCGCUUAUGACGUCCGAGUACGAGAAGGUCCGGACGCAGGCCAAGGAGCUGUCGCUGCUGGAGCUCGCGGGCGCGCUGCACCGCUACGAGGAGUGGGUCCGCUACGGCGUCGUGCGCAAGCUCUACUCGACGCCCAAGGGCCAGGAGCUCAUCGACGUCUGCGUGCUGCACGUGUCCGGGUCGGGUCAGCAGCCACGCGCGGGUCGCAACUUCCUGCGGCGCGACUUGACGUCGUCCGCGUCGUCCCUCUCGUUCUUAGGACCAAUGAACAAGCAGCGUAGUAAGGUUGACGCUAUGAAGCUCUCGCUGAUCAGCAAGACCAAUGGGGUGGACGAAGCAGAGAUGGCCAGCAUCACGGAGGCCAUCACGACGCAGGUCAUGAAGCAUGUGCACGAGGAGGUGGAGGCGCUGCGCAUGCAGGUGACGACGGAGCUGCAGGACGCCCGCGAGCUGCUGGAGACGACGCAGCAGAGCAGCGCUCGGGAGCGGAAGGAUGUGGCAAGUAGGCUGGAUGAGGUGUUGAAGUUGCUAGAAGGGGGGAGGAGGAAGGGGUCACCUCGGGCCAACAGGUAG